AUGGCCCGUUCUAUUGCCUCCAGGCGGAUCUGGGGCCCCCUCUCCCUGUCUUCUUCCAGACUUUCGGUCUGCUCAUCAUGCAGAGCCACGGUCAGAGGGCUGUCAUCGUCCAAAGCGGUCGCCUCGUCCCUGUCCGAGGCGCAGAGCAAGCUACUCGGCGACCACUUGAAAGACGCAGAUCCUGAGAUCUAUUCCAUCUUGCAAAAGGAAAAAGCGAGGCAGAAGCACUUCAUCAAUCUCAUUCCCUCCGAGAACUUCACCUCUCAAGCAGUGCUAGAUGCGCUAGGGAGUAUCAUGCAGAACAAGUACUCUGAGGGAUAUCCUGGUGCGCGCUACUACGGCGGGAACGAACACAUCGACGAAUCCGAGAGGCUCUGCCAAAAGCGAGCCUUGGAGACGUAUCGGUUGAAUCCGGAGGAAUGGGGUGUCAAUGUCCAGCCGCUAUCUGGUUCCCCGGCCAAUCUGUACGCCUACUCAGCGUUGCUUGCCUCCCACGAGAGAAUCAUGGGUCUGGACCUCCCACACGGCGGACACCUGUCCCACGGCUACCAGACACCGACCAAGAAGAUUUCGAUGGUCUCCAAGUACUUCGAGACAUUCCCGUACCGUCUGGACGAAUCCACGGGGCUGAUUGACUACGACAAGCUCCGCGAGAACGCACUCCUGUACCGGCCCAAGAUCAUUGUUGCCGGGACGUCGGCAUACAGCCGACUCAUCGACUAUGAGCGCAUGCGAGCGAUCGCGGACGAAGCGGGCGCGUACCUGCUCUCGGACAUGGCGCACAUUUCCGGAUUGGUUGCGGCCGACGUGAUCCCCAGCCCGUUCACGCAGUCGGACGUGGUGACGACCACGACGCACAAGUCUCUGCGCGGGCCUCGCGGGGCCAUGAUCUUCUACCGCAAAGGCGUGCGUCGCACCAACAAGAAAGGCGAGAAGGAAAUGUACGAUCUCGAGGGCCCCAUCAACGCAUCCGUCUUCCCCGGCCACCAGGGCGGCCCGCACAACCACACCAUCACCGCGCUGGCCGUCGCCCUGAAACAAGCCCAGUCCAAGGAGUUCCAGGAAUACCAGAAGACCGUGCUGGCCAACUCCAAGGCGCUGGCCGAACGGCUCGGCAAUUCCGCCUACACGGGCGGCCUGGGCUACAACAUUGUCAGCGGCGGCACGGACAACCACUUGGUCCUGGUGGACUUGAAGUCGAAGGACAUCGACGGGGCCCGCGUCGAGCGAGUGCUGGAGCUGUGCGGCGUUGCGGCCAACAAGAACACCGUCCCCGGAGACAAGUCGGCCCUGAAGCCCGGCGGCCUGCGCAUGGGCUCGCCCGCCAUGACCACCCGCGGCUUCCAGCCUCAGGACUUCUCGCGAGUCGCCGAGAUCGUGGACCGCGCCGUCUCCAUCGCCAUCAACGUCGACAAGAAGGCCCGCUCCGAUGCCGAGAGCAAGGGCAAGAAGAACCCGCGCGCCGUCAAGAGUUUCCUCGAAUACCUCAAGGAUGGCACCGACGUGCCGGACAUCCUGACCUUGAGAAAGGAGGUCGAGGACUGGGUCGGCACUUUUGCCGAGCCAUGGAUUAAAGACUAG
This is a messenger RNA of Capronia coronata CBS 617.96, 1581 nucleotides long. RefSeq names its product serine hydroxymethyltransferase, mitochondrial. NCBI's taxonomy places the organism in Eukaryota, Fungi, Ascomycota, Eurotiomycetes, Chaetothyriales, Herpotrichiellaceae. The coding region runs from base 1 to 1581 and encodes 526 amino acids. Gene Ontology annotation, biological process: tetrahydrofolate interconversion; folic acid metabolic process; L-serine catabolic process. Gene Ontology annotation, molecular function: zinc ion binding; pyridoxal phosphate binding; glycine hydroxymethyltransferase activity. Gene Ontology annotation, cellular component: cytoplasm. The record is from RefSeq and is a predicted model, not a curated record. The transcript is spliced from 5 exons.